This is a messenger RNA of Myripristis murdjan (pinecone soldierfish), 4441 nucleotides long. RefSeq names its product LanC lantibiotic synthetase component C-like 2 (bacterial) (gene lancl2). Gene Ontology annotation, biological process: carbohydrate metabolic process; peptide modification. Gene Ontology annotation, cellular component: plasma membrane. The coding region runs from base 150 to 1445 and encodes 431 amino acids. The record is from RefSeq and is a predicted model, not a curated record. The transcript has 10 exons. NCBI's taxonomy places the organism in Eukaryota, Metazoa, Chordata, Actinopteri, Holocentriformes, Holocentridae.
AGCCGCUGCUCGGGAGGCUGCCGCAACGACGACCCCCGCUGCAAGAUCCUCAUUAAAAGCAGCUUUAAUCCCACGUCUGCCCGUCACAUAGUCUGCUGUGGCCUAACCAGCGCGCCUUCGGAUUUUAUCCCUGCCGAGCCGCCGUAGCGAUGGGAGAUAACGUAUCAAAGCGGCUGAAGCUGGUUUCGGCUACGGAAGCAGAGAUGGAGGAGCGCUCUUUUCCCAACCCAUAUCCCGACUGGGAGCAAGGUGUCCUCACCUCCAACUCCGGAACAGACGUGGAUUACAACGAGCCGUUCGAUGCAGACGGGAAAGUGAGUGCUGCAUUUCAGAGGAAGGUACAGAAUAAGAUCAAAGAUCUCCUCCAGCAGAUGGAGGAGGGCCUGAAGACUGCAGAUCCCCACGACUUCUCCACAUACACCGGCUGGACAGGCAUCGCCCUGCUUUACCUCCAGUUACACCGGGUGACCCAUGAGGCCUCCCACCUGCAGAGGGCGCUGGACUACGUAAAGAGGACCCUGAGGAACCUGAACGGUCGCAAAGUGACUUUCCUAUGUGGUGAUGCUGGGCCUCUGGCAGUGGGUGCUGUGGUCCACCACAGGCUCAACAACACUGCCGACAGCAGGGAGUGCCUGACCAAGCUCCUCCAGCUCCAGCGGUCGGUGCUGAGUCCAGACUCGGAGCUGCCGGAUGAGCUGCUGUAUGGCCGGGCUGGCUACCUCUACGCCCUGCUGUACGUCAACAAGGAGAUAGGAGCCAACACAGUGGACGAGGACACCAUCGCCAAGGUGGUGACGGCUAUCGUAGAGUCUGGGAAGAACCUGUCAGCAGAGCAGAAGAAGACAGAACGCUGCCCACUGCUGUAUGAAUGGCACAAGAAACAGUAUGUUGGUGCUGCCCACGGCCUGGCUGGCAUCUACUACAUGCUCAUGCAGCCAGGAGCAAAGGUACAUCCUGACAUUCUGGCAGAGGCAAUUCGUCCGAGCAUCGACUACGUCCGCCACAAGAAGUUUCGUUCAGGCAACUACCCGUCAUCCCUGAGCAACGAGACUGACCGACUGGUUCACUGGUGCCAUGGAGCCCCUGGUGUCAUCCAUAUGCUCAUCAUGGCUCAUAAGGUGUUUAAGGAUGAGAAAUACCUGAAGGAUGCUGUAGAAUGUGGUGAGGUGAUCUGGCAGCGUGGCCUGCUGAGGAAAGGCUAUGGUAUCUGCCACGGUACUGCAGGCAAUGGCUACGCAUUCCUGUCCCUCUACCAGCUCACCCAGGAAAAGAAAUACCUGUACCGCGCCUGCAAGUUUGCUGAGUGGUGUUUGGACUACGGGACCCAUGGCUGUCGCAUCCCAGACAGACCCUACUCUCUCUUUGAAGGUAUGGCAGGCGCUAUCCACUACCUGUCAGAGAUUGCAAAGCCUGAAGAUUCCUGUUUCCCUGCCUUUCAACUUUGAGCUGCCUACGCUUUGGAGCACCGGGGCUGAUUGGACUGAGGAUGCUGAGGGGGAAAAGGACAAAAUGUUGUAAGACUGCUGGACAACGUUGUAUCUGUGUUAUAGCUUUCAACCUUGGCCACAGUGAGUCAUGACUAAAUGAAAGCUGGAACUAAACAGACUGAACUGCUUGGUUAUUUGUGUAAACAUUUGAUUUGUUCUACAGAUUGAACAAAGACAUACCAAAAGAAAAAAAAAAAAGUCUGGAAGUUGUUAACUACUAAAAAUAAAACAAGCAGGCCAAUCAGACGUGGAUAGUGGAUCUAAGAAGAUGAUGGAUAUUUCUCAUCGUUGGAGAUGGACAGUUUCCUCUGCAUUGGGCCUGUUAUAUGAAGAGUGGCAAAGCUUCUGGGUAUCCCAAUGGAGGGGCCCCUGUUCUCUCUGUGGAGCGGUGGGGACAUGGACCCCAGUCCCCCAAGCCCUCCUAACCCAUCAAAAUGUAUUGCCAGGUGGCAUGGACGCAAAAAACCCCACACCCCAAGCCCUCAGCCUUUAAUACUGUAGCAUCCAGGCCAGGAAGAGGGCGGGCGGGCGGACGUGUGUGUGUGUGUGUGUGCGUGUGCGUGUGCGUGUGCGUGUGUGUGUGUGUGUGUGUGUGUCUGUCUGUAUGUGUGUGUGUUUGUUUGAGACGUGAAACUGAAGCUGUUUUAGUAUUUCUACGCCUCUGCAUGUUUGUCGUAACGGCUCUUGGUGCCUCAUAGCGUCUAAUUUCCUCUGGUGUGCUGUUAGGUAGAAACUGUAAAUUAUUUCAAUUUUCCAGGCAUUUGUCACAGCGGGAACAAGUUUCUCAAUCAUCACUUUCACUGAUAAACAAGUGAAAAACCAGCUUGACACCGUUUUUGUUUUGGUCUCUGAAGCAGACACAUUGAGCAAUUUAAAGUAUCAAACCAGAACUUUGUAAAUUGUAUAUUUACAAUCCCAGUUCCAUUACAAAUGACAUGGACACCUGCAGGAGGAUAGCAAACCAUCUGUCCACUUACAGCAAAUGACUCACUAAUGAUGAUAGGAAAUGCCUGCGCUUUUUAACGUUAGCGAGGCUACUUACAGCUAGUCACCUUCUCUGCUGGUGCUAGGUCCGUUCAUCAAUUUAAAAGAAUAUACACUGCUAUGAAUCUAUACCACUGUAAAAUAAGACUGCAGACAACACUAGAUUAAAUUUAGACAUGUUUAUAGCUGUCUGCCGUUUUGUUGCAACACCAUAUGGCAAACUCGGAGCUUUCUGAUCUUCUCUGAAAUUCCAACUUUGAGUCCAGACUUACCUGGUGUUCCUUUGCACUUUUCCACAAAGGAACAAGUUCUCCUUGUUCCAAGUUCAGUGGAAAGCGCCAUAAGAGCAGAGGUGAUCUGCCUGCCCAUGUUUUAGGCUGUCGUCUACCAAUGGACAUUAGAGAUCCCGGCUAACUAGCCAGGUUGCUACUGUGUGUACUGGUGCUGGCAAAGCUACAAGCUGUUUUUUCUAGCUAACCGAAACGAAAAGGCAGAAGAUGUUUUCCCAUAAUGUCACAAGUGCCUGAUGAAUUGAAAUGUUUCAUUUAUAAUAUGAAAACAAACUUCCCUCUGUGCUGUGAAAUGUUUCUACAUUUGUCCUUCAAACAGCUUGUUUGCAUCAUUUACAGAUCCACUGAAGUGAUCAAGCCAGCUUGGUAGCUUGUUUCUAGCAGCACGCAUUGGCUCCGCUGUCCCCCCACCCCCACCCCCCACCACCAUGUGGCAAUUAUGUUGAUGAUGAGGGAAAAUCUAUUUUAAAUCAAAUCGUGACCCAAGAACAGUGAUUACACAGGAUCACUAGUGACCACCCGUAACUGGUGCAAAAUUCAAACUUUCUGCAGCUUCAGUCUGAAAAUAUUGGCAUUUGCCUUGAAAAGCUGUCAGUGGAAUCCAACCCGUCACCAUCAUUUCCCUACACUACUAAUACUGCUUUUUUGUUUGUUUGUUUUUUAACCCAUCUUCCCUCUCCAUUUGAUGUGACCCAACUAUCACUCACUUCUCCUCCUAGCCUCACCCACUAAUGUUGCAUUCAUGCACACAUCGGAUAUAUUUUUCCACAAGUUAUGACAUUACUUUGUCUGGGUUUUUUUGUACCUGGAUUUCCGAUUUCUGUGCCAGACGUGUCCUGCCGUCAAGUGCAAAGUCAGAAGCUCGUAUUUCCGACUUUGGGAGUCCUGGGUACGACUUGACUGGCGUUUGAGUUCUCUGGUUGCAAAUAUCGGGUAACCUAGCAACAUGAAAACAUAGACGCCAUUGCAAACCUUAACAAGCAACAACUCAGAAACCCUGGCAACACUGAUAUUUCCCAGUUUCUGACUCAGAAACUUGUAAAUAUGGUAAAUAUGAUGUAGGGACUUACACACACACACACACACACACAAUUAAUUCUGAGAUUAAUCUCCACAUUGUAAAAUUCAUUCUUCUGUUUUGUUUUUGUGUGGUCCAUACAAAACACUGGGACAUUGGGAGGGGCGGUCAAUAAUCUUCAGUGCACAUGAAUGCACAUAAAAUCCUUCCGCACUUGUUGGAUUCUUGUCAUGUUCGUCACUGCAUGAGGAUAAUGUCACAUGUGAUAACAGCCUGGAAAUAUGUUUAUGUGUCCAUCUGUCAGUGCGUGUUCCGUUAAGCCGGUGUGUUCACCCAACUCUGUAUGUGUAGUCACAUGAAACUUUAGUCUGGACUUGUUUGUGAGUUGUUUGGUUGUUAUUUGUGACUCAGUCACAGCAGUGAGGACAGAAGUCAAAAAGCAGAAAGCCGAAGACCUUUUCCUUCAGGCCAAACGGUGCCACGUUAUGAAUGUGGGUCCCCUCCCCCAAACUCCUAGGCUUCAGCAGAGCAGCAAUGUAAAGGUGUUAAAAUGUCUUAAACAUUCUUCUUACCUGCUUCACAGCUAGCCAACGCUUACAAAACUCAAGUAACAAUUUCAUGCAAGGUUUGAUAUCGUUGGAAUUAAAGAAUGAAUACAACAA